AUGCCGGUCGUCGUGCGCUCCAAGCCGUGGCAGCCACGCCCCCCCUGGCCAGCUGCUAUCCCGUUGCGCAUCUUCAUGAGCUAUCGAACUCACGGUGUGCCCUUGUACGUUCUCAAGAACUGGCACGUGCUCAACCCAGCGUUUUCUGUGGAGCUGUACAACGACACGGAGUGUCAUGCGUUUGUUGAGGAGCACUAUGGUAGCAAUCUCGCGAACAUAUAUGGCAAGAUCCCGAGCGGACCGAUACGCUCGGAUCUAUGGCGUGUACUUAUACUGUACAGCUUUGGCGGAGUGUACGUGGACGUAGAUGCUGAGCCUCUCGCACCCCUACAUGAGUUUGUGACGCCGGAUGACAGCUUUGUCACCAGUGUCGGAAGAAUGGCUUCCUUCUAUCGCCAAAGCGUCAAUCCGCACCUGAUCAUUGCUCAGAGCGGGGAGGAGAUCCUGAAUGCAACGUUGAAGUAUAUGUUGGCAGCUAUUCAAGGGGCAGGCGUUGCGUGGCAGGGCUCAAAGAGUUUCCAAAGCUGGAGCGUCUGCCCUGCCAUGUUUCGCGCGCUAAACCAGACCUUCCCCAAUUAUGUAAAAACCGCUGGAACCCUUCGCAAGCACGCGGCGCAGUACAGGUUCUUGCUCGAGACCAGAGCAUCACCUCGCGGCUUCCCCGAAAAGAUCACUGUGGACGAUCGAAGUCGCAUUCUACUGUACAACAAACGGAACUUGAGCGUCUGGAGUAUGAGCGCGAACGGCCUCUAUUGGGGUGGAUUCGCUUACUGCAACGGGGCUUGCGCGCAGCAGAUGAACAGAAGCUCAAACGACUUUUUGCCCCAGUGCAAAGAAGCCCAAUGGAGCAGCUGGCGUAUAAAGGGGCCACUGCGACACGGUGAGGGCGUGUAG
Emiliania huxleyi CCMP1516 is the source of this 894-nucleotide messenger RNA. RefSeq lists its product as hypothetical. Gene Ontology annotation, molecular function: alpha-1,6-mannosyltransferase activity. Gene Ontology annotation, cellular component: mannan polymerase complex. Bases 1 to 894 code for a protein of 297 amino acids. Gene Ontology annotation, biological process: protein N-linked glycosylation. Lineage: Eukaryota; Haptophyta; Isochrysidales; Noelaerhabdaceae. The record is from RefSeq and is a predicted model, not a curated record. The transcript has 2 exons.